Messenger RNA from Symbiodinium sp. CCMP2592, 786 nucleotides. NCBI's taxonomy places the organism in Eukaryota, Dinophyceae, Suessiales, Symbiodiniaceae. The record is from the annotation of a GenBank genome assembly.
AUGACCUCGUGCGACCAGUACGACACCCGCUGGUGGAGAACCGCCCUUCUGCUCCCGGGCAUGGUUGUCAAGAAGAAAGGCGUGGCGGACCUUUUCAUGGUUGCCGGUCGUUAUCCCGAUCGAGCUGCUGCGUGCCUUUGGCCUCUGAAAAAGUUGACCAACAAGGUCUUGGCGCCCGAGUCGAUCACCCACAAGAGUCAGUUCACCUGGCAGUGUGUCCUCAAUGUGCUGGACUGGCAAGCAGUCGAACACGAGAUCAUGAGCCCAUUGCACAUGUUUCUUACGGACAGGGCGCUCCGAUCCAGGGCGGAUCUGCAAGGCCGUGUGCUGAUCAAGCAGAAUGGAACCAUGCCCCUCCUCACCUACUUGGCCAACAAAGGCUUCGCUGGACUGCCGCUGCGGUUGGAGCUCCUGGGCCAUGCAGUCGACACCGACGGGGGCGAGGGGGAUGCGGAUGAGGAGGCAGAAGCAGCUGCUGAUCCGGCUGAUGAGCUUUGCGAGAAUGUCUGGGCCACCGUGACGGGAGCACUGGAGUGCGACGAUGCUCGAGCGGCUGCAAUUCUGGAAAAGUCGGUUGCGCUGCGAGGUCCAGACAGCAAGUACUUCGACCUCUUGUGCUGCGACGAGGUCCAAGAUGCCUUCAAGGACGACGACUACAAGGACAUGGCGAAGUUUCUCGAGACAGUCGAGAGCAGCGACGAUGCGGCUCUUCGCUACGUCCUGAAGCAUGUCUGGGGCCUGCACCGCGAUCUCACUGGCGAGGAGUGCUGGGUUCGAGACUUGUGA